This is a messenger RNA of Paralichthys olivaceus (Japanese flounder), 1495 nucleotides long. Its product is annotated as serine protease inhibitor A3L-like. Gene Ontology annotation, molecular function: serine-type endopeptidase inhibitor activity. Gene Ontology annotation, biological process: negative regulation of endopeptidase activity. The record is from RefSeq and is a predicted model, not a curated record. Lineage: Eukaryota; Metazoa; Chordata; Actinopteri; Pleuronectiformes; Paralichthyidae.
CUACUUGACACAAGCAGUGCUGUCUUAGUUUGAUGCCAUGGUAAGACAGUAAUCAUUACACAGAGCAAAUACAGCGGAGAAUACACAAAGCCAAAGUUCAUCUGCUUUGCUCAGUUUUAUGUGGGACAUCUCCCUCUGUCCAGACAGCACAGAGAGUUACUGUGAGCUGCUACCAGAAGAAGUUCAUCAUGAUGCGUGCAGCCUUGUGUAUCGGGAUCUUAUCAGCACUGGUCUGCGUGGGAAGAAGCGAUCGCCAUGAUACUGACGAAGAUCAUACACACCAAGCCACUGCUCUCAACAGCCUCUCGCUGGUGUCCUCAGCAAACAAAGAGUUUACCUACCAUCUGUACAGGAAGCUGGCUGCUCACACCGACUCCCAAGGCAAGAACAUCUUCUUCUCGCCAAAGAGUGUGUCUGUGGCACUGGCGGCCUUGUCUGUAGGAGCGCGGGGGGAGACCCAUCAGCAGCUUUUCAGCGGUCUGGGUUUCAACAGCUCCGAGCUGACACAGGCAAAUGUGGAUGAGGCAUUCCACGCACUCCUGGACCGGGCAAACAAGAUGUCUCAAAAAGACACCAACGAAGGCACUGCUUUGUUUGUGGAUCACGACUUCACACCACAUCCGGAAUUCCUGGAUGUUUUGAACAAGUCCUACUUCACAGAAGGGUUUAAUGUUAACUUUACCAACACCGUAGAAAGUAGCAAUACCAUCAACCGCUAUGUGGCCGAGAAGACUAACGGGAAGAUAGACAACCUGGUGGACAACCUGAAUGCAGACACAAUCAUGUUUCUCAUCAGUUACAUCUACUUUAAAGGAAACUGGGAUACUUCAUUUAAUCCUGAGCUGACCAAGAAGGAUGAGUUCAUGGUGGAUGAGAAUACCAAGGUUCCAGUUGAGAUGAUGAAUAUGAAGGAGGACGUAGACAUCUAUCACGACCAAAACAUCAACACAACAGUCCUCCACCUUCCCUUCAACAGCUCCUCCUCCAUGCUGCUGCUGUUGCCUGACGAUAUGGCAACACUGGAGAAGGCCAUCUGCCCAGGAUUUGUCACCAAAUGGCUGAAGUGGAUGAAGUCCAGGAGAUAUAACAUACAUGUUCCAAAGUUCUCCAUCAAGACUUCCUACAUGCUGAAUGACGUGUUGAUUGAAAUGGGAAUGACGGACAUGUUCAAUGAACGUGCAGACCUGAGUGGCAUCGCAGUGGGGAAAAAACUGGUAGUAUCAGAGGUUGUGCACAAAGCCACCCUGGAUGUGGACGAAGUCGGAGCCACUGCUACCGCUGCUACAGGCAUCAAAAUAAUGCCCAUGUCUUUCCACCACACCCCUAUCCUGAUGUUCAAUCGUCCGUUUAUGGUUGUCAUCACUGACCGUGUCACAGAAGACACCCUCUUCGUUGGCAAGAUUAUCAACCCAAACAUAUGAUGAAGAUGAAACACUUGUGUUCACUCAAGCACUGCUGCUGCAUCAUGUAUAAAACAAACAGAUAAAAACUUCAA